Molecule: messenger RNA, 6937 nt
Organism: Triplophysa dalaica
Lineage: Eukaryota; Metazoa; Chordata; Actinopteri; Cypriniformes; Nemacheilidae
Gene: inpp4ab
Product: inositol polyphosphate-4-phosphatase type I Ab
Exons: 25
Coding region: 316-3351 (1011 amino acids)
Cellular component (GO): cytoplasm
Molecular function (GO): phosphatidylinositol-3,4-bisphosphate 4-phosphatase activity
Source: RefSeq, a predicted model, not a curated record
ACACAAGCGCAGGAGGCAGAGCUGUGGAAUUUGGCAACAAAGAUUCGAAAGCAUCACCAACUCUCCCAAUGGCGAUAUGGAUUGACAGAUCACCCCGCUGACGUAAAUGAAGAUAUUUCGAAAAAAGGUCCAAGUUUAGAAUGACAAGAGGAUGACAAAGUGCGGAAAGAAUUUUCAUUUUUGGGUGAACUUUCCCUUUCAAGAUCCGAGAGGAGGGAAUAGCCACACACAGGAGUGUAUGCUAGGCUGUGUGUGUGGGAUUCCACCACUCCUGUUACUCUAACCACAACACACUCUCCCAACCACCCUACCACAAUGUCACGAAGGGAACGGCCGUGGUCGGUGUAUAGAGCGGACACACAGGAGCUUUCCUCAGAGAUGCUUGGCCUAGCAUUAGCAGGAAACAGCCAAGACCCAGAUGAGCCAGUAUUGGAGUUCAGUCUCGUCUGCAGCAAGCUGACCACCCCGUCCCUGGACCGAAAACCCAACUGUUUUGUCGCUGCGAGCUGUACCACACCUCCUCAGGCUUUUUGGACCAAACAUGCACAGACAGAGAUCAUUGAGGGUACAAAUGACCCCAUGUUCCUCAGCAGCGUUGCUUUCUUCCAAGACUCCAACAUUAACCUGCAUACACAGGUCAAACUUUCUGUUUAUGAUGUAAAGGAUCGCUCACAAGGAACGAUGUACCUUCUGGGCUCAGCGAUGUUCCCGGUGAAGGAACUUCUGGAUGAAAAGAACCACAGACUUCACUUACCUCUCAGGUCAGCAGAAAACGAUCAUGUAGGAAGUAUUUUAGUUAUCGCCUGGCAGCUCGAAGAGAAGAGAGAUCACCAGACACCCAUCAAACAACUGCAAGAAACCAUUAACGGCAGGACCGUCCUUCCUGUGGACGAGAGUCUGACAGAGUCAGUGGGAGUUCGAACAAAAUAUGCUUCACUGUGGAAAGAUAACUUUCUACGAUCUGUGUUUGGGGGCACCAUGUCUCGCAUGUACCGUUUUCCGACGACCGACGGGAAUCAUUUACGCAUCCUGGAACAGAUGGCCGAAAGCAUCUUAUCGCUCAACAUCCCACGUCAGUUCGUCAAACUCUUACUGGAAGAGGAUUCUGCCAGAGUAUCUGAGCUGGAGGAGUUGGGAGAGUUGUCUCCGUGUUGGGAGAGUCUUCGGCGACAGAUCGUGACGCAGUACCAGACCAUUCUUCUGACUUAUCAGGAAACGCUCACAGACCUGCAGGACUAUAAAGGUCCAUCAUUCAAAGCCAGUAAUCGAAAAGCUGAGAGGAAGUUGGAAUUUAUGGCCACCAACCUCCACGUGCAGAGAAUGAGAGUUCAGGACGAGUCGGUCUUUGAUCACACUUAUGAUGUGGUCACGAUCGGCGCCCCUGCAGCUCACUGCCAAGGCUUCAAAAGUGGCGGUCUGCGGAAACUCCUGCAAAAAUUUGAGGAGGCCAAAAAACUCAUUUAUGAGGAGGAAUGCAGUGCUCUGUCCAGCUCCCAAUCCAUCGUCUACAUCCCUCAGGAUAUUGUCCGUGCCAAAGAGAUCAUCUCCCACAUCAACACGCUCAAGACUCAGGUCAGCUACUAUGCGGAACGGCUGUCUCGUGCCGCGAAGGACCGUUCCGCUAAUGGCAUGGAGAGAACUCUUGCUAUCCUGACAGAUAAGACACGGCAGUUGGUGACGGUGUGUGAAUGUAAGCUCCUGGCGUCUGCAGUGCAGGCCCUGAACGCAGCCAGACCGGAGUACAUCGCCUCAAAAAACUCCCCCUCGGCUGACUUGGAGCAGGUGGUGCUGAGGAACGACCAGGACACACUGUUGGCCAAGUGGAGCGGGAGGAACAGUCGCUCGUCCCUCCACGUCGAUUGGCAUGAGGAAGAAUGGGAAAAUGUGUGGGUGAAUGUCGACAAAAGUCUGGAGUGUAUAAUCCAGCGAGUGGACAAACUGCUGCAGAGGGAUAGACUGCGCAGCAGCAGCAGCGAGGACAUGUUCCAGGCUGACCAGCAGGGCGGCGCCACUAAGAAAGGUAACAGGCGAAAAAAAGCAUUCUGGAUCAAUCCUGUCUGCAUGGAGGAGUCUUCCUCCCCCCCUGAACCAGAGCGGCAGUCACCCUCACCACCACCACCAUCAUCACCACCACUCUCAUCCUCACCACCUGAUCUGAACCCUGCAUGUCCUGCUAAUGCAGAAACAUAUGCCUUCCCUCUAGAUGGCAGCAGCAGUAGUGGAGAGGAGAGUUACCCAGGUGAGUGGAGUGAGGCUCUGUAUCCCCUGUUGACUACCUUAACGGAGUGUGUGGCCAUGAUGAGUGACAAGGCCAAGAGGUCCAUGGUUUUCCUGCUUAUGCAAGACAGCGCCCCCACCAUCGCAAUGGACCUUAGUCUGCAGUAUCGGCGAGACGUGGUCUUCUGCCAGACACUCACAGCACUGAUUUGUGGCUUUAUCAUCAAGCUGAGAAACUGUCUCCGUGACGACGGCUACCUAAGACAACUGUACACCAUUGGUCUGCUCGCUCAGUUUGAGUGUCUAUUAAGUACUUACGGAGAGGAGUUGGCUAUGUUAGAGGACAUGAGUGUGGGAAUAAUGGACCUUCGAAACGUGACGUUCAAGGUGACGCAGGCCGUCUCUACCUCAUCUCCCGACAUGCUUCCUGUAAUCACCGGAAAUCGAGACGGGUUCAACGUUCGGAUCCCUCUCCCAGGGUGCAUGUUUGAUGCAUUGCCGAGAGAGAUUCAGAAUGGCAUGCUGCUGCGGGUACAGCCGGUGCUGUUCAACGUAGGCAUCAACGAGCAGCAAACACUUGCAGAGAAGUUUGGAGACACGUCACUUCAGGAGGUUAUCAAUCUGGAGAGUCUGGCACGACUGAAUUCCUACUACCAGCAGUUCAAGGAAGUUUUACCUGACGACUGUCUCCCUCAAUCUCGUAGUCAAACGUGUCUCCCAGAACUACUGCGGUUCCUCGGCCAGAAUGUUCAUGCUAGGAAAAAUAAAAAUGUAGAUAUCUUGUGGCAGGCUGCUGAGAUUUGCCGGCGUCUGAACGGAGUUCGCUUUACCAGCUGUAAAAGUGCAAAGGACCGCACUGCAAUGUCGGUGACACUGGAGCAGUGCCUCAUCCUGCAGCACGAGCACGGCAUGGCCCCGCAGGUCUUCACACAGGCCCUGGACUGCAUGCGCAGCAUUGGGACCAGGGAGGGGGUAAUUCAGAAGAACCUGAGCGGCUUAAUGCCCGUACGUGACUUCAGGCUGGACCCCAGUCUGCUGUACUCUCUGCCUCUUCUGGCCCUGAGCCCAAACCUGCUCAUCGUCUGGGUGUUCCUCAGCAUAGCCUACCUGCUGGCCAAACUCCGCUGCAGCUGAACCAGAUUUCCUUAUUUCCCACUCUCUCUUCCUCGCUCCAGCUCUCUCAGCACUUUUUCUCUGUUCCUCCACUCAGUCACUUCUCUGUGUUGAGUAGAAAAUGCUGAUUUCUCUUUGGCUGAUAGCAGCUCUUCCCGCUAACAGCCAGCCUAAAGGUCUUGGUCUUUCCUCCUGCCUUACCUAUAUAUAUUUCUCUAUCCUCUCUCCCUUGGUAAUUUUGGGUGAUAUUAAUAAAAACCUGAUGGAUUUGUACAUUUAAUUGUGAAAUUACAAGUAAUAUGAAUUAUUUUAGGGGGUGCAUUGAACAGAUAUCCAUAUAUAUAUAUAUUUAAGACAUUAAUUUAUUGAUUCAAUAUUCUUAUAAUAUCAAAUUUAUUUGUGUUAAAUACUUAAUUUCUCGUAUAUGCAAUAUAUGAGAUUGUUUCUGUAAAAAUAUCCUAAAAUUCCUGUGAUUUUAUUUAUUUUUACGUCUUCCAUGUGUUUCUAUUUAAAUGCAAUGCUAAGGCCUUGCCAAAGCUAAUCUAAAGCAUCAUCGCGCUUUAAAAAACGUACCGCACUUUAGGGUGUUAUGUGUGCCCAUGUCUUCCCACGUUUAGCACGAGAUUUGCUCUUUUAUUGCACAACAAAUGAGACAAUUAAAUCUGGCCAUACAAGAUUGUAUAUUAUAUCAGGGAAAUUUAAAUAUACGGUUAAGCUAAAACAAUUGCUUUUUUAUAUUUUUACUUGAAAGUUGUUUUCAAUGCUGGCUGACAGGAGAUGAUUGGCAGUCAAUUUAUUUGAUAUAUUUGUCAGAAUUUUGUGUUUUUUGGUUUAAGGCAAUGUUGAAAUACGUUUUAGACUGUAUGUGAGGCAAGCUGUGGAUUACUACAUACUAGGGAUGUCAAAAUGCACUUAGCCCACGAUGCAAUUCACGAUACUGAUAUCAUCUCACUGUAUGAUUUUUUUUCUGAGACAAAUAAGAAAUUAUAACUGCUCUUUUAUUAUUUCUCAAGGAUGCACAUUUGUAAAAUAAAAAUAUAUUUUAUGUCAAAUAACAACUAAACUGCUAUUUUAAAACAAAUUCCGAAUCAAACAAAAACUGAAUUAUACAAAAGUCUCUUUAAUAUAAACAAACUAAGACUUCUGUGCUUUUAAUAGCUGGGAUUUUAAUAAAUGUCAGCUUAUCCAGGUUCACCAGGUUUGCAAUAAACACAGCGGCCCCUGCUGUUCAAAUCAUGUAUUGAGGUUUAAUUAAAACUUGUUAACAUAGAACAAGUGAGCAUGUGUAGUCAUUAAACAUUUCUCAUUUGUGCAAAGGGUAAGGAAUGGGAAGAAAGGAUGCAAACUGCACCUGUUACUUUGCAUAACCAUGAGUUAAUCUGUCCAUAACUAUAUCGUAGAUAGAUACAUAGAUAAGAUCUCUGUAAUACAAUACUUCAUAUAAAUCAGUGAGAUGAUUAAAUGGAUAGCAAAUGAUUUUGAAGACACUUGCGUCUCAGAUGUUUCGACUAGGAGAAAGACAUAGACUUUUAUUGCAAGUUCCAAGUUUAUUGUCAUUUUGAAAUUGUUGCCUUUUAUUUUGUUGUUUGGUUGUUUUACAUCUACACGUAAGAUGCAGUCUAACUAAAGUUUACAGUCUGUGUAACUACAUUUUUACAAACCCCAUUUUUUAUUUAUUCACUUACUUUUCACACACAUAUUUUUACUUAAUGCUUGUAGCUCAUAUUAACCUUAAUAUGAACAUUGCUGAACAACAUGUUUUAUUUGUUUCCAGAUUAUUGCCUGGUGUAAUUGACAGCAUGCAUCAAAUUCUGUGUUUGAUCCUUAAAUAAGAUUUGAUCUGUUUAGAUGUGUUGUUCAAGAAUGAUGACUAGAAUGUAUCUGCUUUUGCCAAAAAUACAGUCAUCGCUUUUCAUGAUGUGUAGGCUAUAAUGUUUUGACUUUCUUCCCUUUUUUUAUGUGUAAAUAUUUACGGAUAUAAUUGGACGUUGCAGUAUUUUUGCUGGACUGUUUUUUCCUGUUUUCUCUGUGCCAAAAUGAAAAUGGCCUCUUUGUACUUUGUAAAGUUGUCAGGCCACAUGUCCCAGCUGGUACUAUAGCCGUUUACAUGCUAUCUUUUACAGGCUGCAAACAUGUUUUAACAAGCAACUUAAUGACCCACUUAAGAAAUUGACCACCUCAUUCUCCAUUUGAGUCAUAUUUGGGGACGAAGGGGUUCAUUUAUAGUACUUUGUCAGGGUGACUCUGUGAGUCUGUUUAUGUGAUCAAAUGUGGGUCAUGAAACUGCUUAGUUUCAUUUAAAAAAAUUAUGUUUUCUAGAUGUUUGAGUAGGAAAUGGAGGUUUUAAUGACUACGUUGUGUUAGUAAGAUUAAAGUAGUAGAUUAAAGAUUAGAAAGAAUGGAAAGUACAGCCGUUAAUUUAGGUUUUGAAGCAUUGAUAAAUGGUUUUGCACGAUAGGUUUGAAUCAGGAUUUUUUUUUAAAACGUUGUGUUUAAAGAUAUUAAAUGUUUAUGUGGACUGGUUAGAUUUGAUGAAUGCAUAGAUAGCUCUAUUUAUUUUGGUCAAUCAUAUUUUAGAAUGAUAAUAUACAAUAUGCAGCAUUGUUGGUGUUCUUCCUCUUACAGCAUUUCACAUUUUUCAUACAGUACAUAGUUUUGAUAUAUUAAUUUAAAUGAUAUUAAAAUAUAACCUUGUAUAAUAGAAUUGAUCGCUAUAGAUUUAUUUGCUCUGUGUAAUUUUACACCUGAACACCUGAAGGGUCAUUAAAUAUAGCAUAUUUAAAGGUUUCCAUUACAAGUAGCUUCAAUGAGGAGUAUGUAAUAUGAAAUUGAUACUUUACCAUCAACGGAAAUGUCAUCAUACACUCACCCUAGUGUCUUUAGAAACCAUCAAGACUUUCUUCUGUAAAACACAAAAGGAAUUCAUCAAAAUUUCACACUGCUCUUUUCUAUAUAAUAUAAGGCCAAUUGUGACCAAAACAAAGCUGUAAAAUGGCUUUAGACUAAUGUGUCAGCACAUUAUACCAACCAUUAAUAUGUACACAAAAUCAGUAAAUAAGGAAAGUACAUCAUGAAAUCUUAAUAAGACAGGGACAUGUGCAAUAGCUGGCAUUUAUCAAUCUAUUUGUUUACCACGGAUACGCAUUCAUACACAGUCGAUGCAGAUUGCGAAGAUCUUCGAGAUUUCACUUAUACCAAUUUUUUUCUUCAGUACAGAGCAUUGACUGCCUGUGUCUUAAAGUCUUAAAAGUUGAGGGCUCAUUGGCAUGUUUGGUUGUUUGUGAUGUGUUUGUGUACUUAUUAUUGCGUACCCAUAAUGCACCUGCUUUACACUGCUUAAAGUUACACUGCUGUUUUUUGUGGCUGUGAUCAUUUUUGCUCGUCAUUUUAAACAUGACUUUACGUUUGGUUUGUUUUUUGUACUUGUGUUUACACACCUUAACCCCGCCCCUUUUCCCCGCCAGUGAGGGCUGCCGCCGUGAGAAUACUGUGAAGAACAUUGGAUGUCGCAAGUAUGCCUUUAACUGCCUCCAGCUCAAGGCCUUUCCUAAGUAUUACAGACCUCCUGAUGGCACUUUUGGAAAAGUGGAGACCUGAUGUGAUGACA